AGUCCCGUGCGUAGCUCAUUCGAAUGGUGUAGUGUGUGGAAGGAAACUUUCGAUCUCCGAGAUAUUUUCGGUUCGUUCGGUGCAAAAUUUGGUUCAGUUCGGUGAAAUAGUGCUACCAAAUCGUGACCCCGUGCUUUGAGGUGAAGAUUCCGAGCUCCCAGAGCUCCAUAUGUGGUGAACCGCGUGUGAGAUAUGACGUUAUCGAUUUGGUAGCAGACAGUUGAAGACAGUACACCAGCAGCGUAAUAGAUUGAUAAACAUCCUAUAUGUGUGAUAUCUUUUUUCGCUGAGAAGGAACAUAGAGAAGAUUAAACGGCAUUGUAUAGUGAAAGUUAUUUGGGAAACGAGAAGUGAUUUGCGUGUUCGAUCUAUACUGCUUCGAUUAGUGCCCGUGUCAAACUAAUCAUCUACCGGGAGAUUAUUGACCGUUUCCCUGUUGGUGCUUUGUGGUGGUGAGAAAACGAAUUGCUGUGAUAGCUGCAGCAGAGCUAUAAGCUGUGUGCUGCAUAACAACAUACAAGUGAAUCCAAAGUGUAUUAAGAUCAGUCAAAACAGGGAAGAACAACAACCACAACUGCCCCCAAGCAGGAGCGUCGGAACGCUGUUGCUGGCAUUGAGUCACGAUGUUGGGACGUGUUCGGCUUAAAGAGGACGGCAUCAUGGAUGAGGAGCUGCCCACGCUGCUCGAGACGACGUUUCGCUAUCUGGCCAAAAAUCUGCAAGUCGUCUGCAACGUCAAUCCGCUGACACACCAGCUCGAGCUGAAGGAUGAUAUCGUCAUCCCGAAUGAGAUUUGUGAUAGAUUUCUGCGCUACCAGCAGGACUGCGGUCAGGACAUCAACGAUCGCUUCAUUCAGAUAUUCCGGGAUACGGAAAAGACACCACUUCGCAACAUCCGCCUGCGAAAUAGCACAAUUACCAAUGAGGGCAUGCGCAUACUGCUGCGGCACAAGCUCAACUCCCUGUCGAUGUGGUACUGCAACAAAAUUACGACAGCCUCAUGGAACAUUCUGACCGAAAACUGCAGGCAGUUGCGUUCGCUUGAACUGGGUCGAUUUGUUGACAUGCUGAAGCACAGCGAACCGAACGAGAAGACGCCGAUCGACUUUCAGCUGGUUCUGCCUCAAUUGCAACAGCUGAUUCUGAAUGGUGUCGUAUUGCAACCGUCGAUCCAAUUCGGGCAUCUCUCGGAGUUGACGUACCUUGACCUGACGGCAUGCAUAUUUGCGGAAUUCAGUCUGAAAGCGUUAAUCGAUCUGCCCAAACUAAAAGCGUUGAUUUUGUUCAAUGUUUGGCCCUUGGACCACGAGUUUCCUACGCUGUGUAAGCUAAAAAACUUGGAAACCUUGGAUUUGUCCGUUUCGAGGGCGAAUGUCGAUGGAAAUUAUCUCACCCCAAAUAAGUUGCUGGCAAACUUAGUCGAGAAUCUACCCCGGUUACGACAUCUGGACAUUUCCGGCACCAAUCUGGCGGGUGAUGGAGUGGCAAUGAAGACGAACAACACCACCAGCAGUUCAGAUAUUCCCGGUUUGGUGAGUCGAGCCGACCGUCCGCUGGAGUUCCUCGGUCUGUACUACACGGCACAUUCCGCCUGCAAAUGGCACGAUAUUCCAGCUUUAAAGAUUGCGGGAGAGGCAACCGAGGAUCAAAUCCUAGUGGCGGCAUCCGUCUAUCAGAAUCGCCACGAACUGCUGACAAAAGUACUGAAUGAUCUCUACCACCUGCUGCGGUUUGAAACCUGCAAGCAAAUACACAAAGCGCUGGACGUAGUGCUGUCUGCCAUGGACAAACACAUUCGAGUCAAAAAUAUUCAAAUCAGUGGCAGUGCCACGCUAUUCUACAUCGUCAAAGGGCGUAACAAAAUCCAAUUCGGUGUUCCGUUGAAGAACCACAUAAUUCACACCCUUCUCAACGGAAUGUCAACUCAUCUCACGGACGAUACCAUGAUGCGGAAUGGUUGUCUUACGUUGUGUCAGUUCAACAUCCCAACCGAUGUGUUAUUCGAGUACGAACGCCUGGUACGCAUUCUUUUGCAUGGCGUAUCUUACCGAGAGCAGGAAGGAUUUGUUCAGCGAAUUGCGAUCUACCUACUGAAUUCGCUCGCUUGCCAGGUCGAUGGAAGCCAGAAAAUGUUCCUCGGCGACUUGGGUGCUAUCUCGACUAUGCUGAAUCUGAUCAGCGACCGGUUGUCCCGAAAGAUCUUCGAUGACGUAAUGGAGGUGGCGUGGUCUACCAUGUGGAACGUAACAGACGAGACGGCCAAGAACUGCGAGCGGUUUUUGGAUGGCCGAGGAAUGGAAUACUUCCUCGGGUGUUUGAAGUGGUUUUCUUUGCAGUUGUUCCCGGAAAAAGACGAUCUGCUGCGGAACAUGAUGGGACUCUUGGGGAAUGUGGCGGAGGUGAAAGAUCUACGUCCACGACUUAUGACUCCCGAGUUUAUUACCGAGUUUGCCGAUUUACUGGAUUCAUCCAGCGAUGGGAUUGAGGUAAGUUAUAACGCUGCCGGUGUACUGGCACACAUCGCCUCCGACGGGGAAGCGGCGUGGAUCAUUACCGCGCCAACCCGAGAUGCGGUUUUGAUCCGCAUGGUAGAGGCCAUCGAACGGUGGAACUUGGCCGCUGAGCGGAACAUCAACUACCGUAGCUUCGAGCCAAUUCUGGGACUAAUUCGGUGUUACCACACGCCCGCUUGUCAGCACUGGGCCGUCUGGGCUCUGGCCAACCUAACCAAAGUGUAUCCAGCGAAAUACUGUCGACUGGUGGAGAGCGAGCGAGGCGUAGAACUGCUGCAAGAGUUGAUCGCACACCCGCAGCCGUACAAAAGGUUGAAGGAACUGGCGGAGAUGGUUUUGCGGCACUGUCAAAAUUUUCCCGAUUCACCGGAUCAAUGUAGAAAGAUGGACCUGGAUGGCUAGGUAGGUGCGAAUCAUUUCCCAUAGUCAGAGUAGUUGUUGAGUUAAAUGCGAUAAGAACCUUACACAUGCAUAAAACAUUUCUACAUAGAUUUUCCUUGUGUGAACGUGUUCAGACAAACAAACUGGCGUACGAAAUUUACCAAUAGUAGUAACGUUAAGGCUUGUAAUAAAACUAUCUAUUUAAAAAAAAAAAACUAAAUUAUUAUGGCAGAGCAAAGCAGAAGUUAUAGUGGAUGCGUGGAUGUCAGAGGAGUCAAUUGUUUUCUUUUAAAGAAGUUCAUAGGUUGUAAUGUCUGCAUCUGCAUAACUUGGUCAUCUUAGAGGAACUAAGAACCACGUCAAGCAUGUGAUUUUCUCAAAAACGUCAAUACAAAAACACGUUUUGUAAAGUAAACCUAUACUAAUCAUUGCAAGAAAGCUUUGAACUGGUUUUUAAUGUCAUUGGACGUCCAAAAAUCAGAAAAUUUUACCUUGAGCGUUGUGAGCUACAUAGCGGAUCUAUGCUUAUGAUUUCUUAUUUAGUGUUGUGCAAUGGGUAAUCAAUAUUAUGAGAAGUGUUGUAUAUCAGUGCAUUAACAAACGAUGGGAUGGUAGCAUGGUUUACCAUGGUCAUUAGCACUAUAUUUCAACUUUUAGGAUUUAUAGAACUAUUACACAGCCAUUGUCGAAGUUUAGAAUCUUCAUUCAAGAUUAAGAUGUAGACGUUAGAAUCUAUGAGCUUCGACUCAAAGGGAAGAAAAGUUCCCUGUGUGUUAAAUCCCUCGUCUACGAUAGAAUAUACGAUCUUCUAACGUGCUAAAUAGCUGUUGAUUAUCUACAUAACAUGCUUUUUGAAACAUGGCGAAACAGUUGCAGUUAUGUUGUCAAAAUUAUGACUGACUUGAAUUACAAAUUAUAGUUUCAUCUGCAAACUGUACAUUUUCUCAAAAUCAUUCUUUGUCCAAAUGCACAAAACGAUUUAGAUUUGUGUUUUUUUCAGCAACGUCUUUUAAUGGCUUCGAUCUUCUGAUAAGUUUUAAUGUUUUAAACUUGUAACCCGCAUUCGCACAAUAACUUAUUUUUUUAAUGAUGUCGGAAUAUUGCACAUUUUGACUGACAUUUAUUUGUUUAUUUAGUAUGUAAUUUAUACUAAGCCUACCAUAAGGUUGGUUCUAUUGAUUUCGAGUAACAGAAACCAUAUGGGCUCGAAGUUUGCUUCAAACAUGUAUACAAUGAUAAUGUAGGCAUUACGAAUAUUUCACCCCAAUCCUACGUUUCGGCAGGUCGAUUUGGGUUUCUCUAACAACAAACCUCCCCCCCCCCUCUCCCUUUUUCUAACGAAUGUUAUCAGUGUGUGUAUAGAAGAUUCUAUAGCUUUAAGUGAAAGAUACAUUUAUUUUUUGCACAACUAAACUAUUUAAUUGGCAGCCGUAAAAUGUAAAAAAAAAUCUUUAACAAACAUAAAUAAAGAUCUGAAAUUGAAAA
Aedes albopictus (Asian tiger mosquito) is the source of this 4379-nucleotide messenger RNA. RefSeq names its product protein zer-1 homolog. Gene Ontology annotation, cellular component: Cul2-RING ubiquitin ligase complex. Gene Ontology annotation, molecular function: protein binding. Lineage: Eukaryota; Metazoa; Arthropoda; Insecta; Diptera; Culicidae. The transcript has 13 exons. The record is from RefSeq and is a predicted model, not a curated record. Bases 624 to 2915 code for a protein of 763 amino acids.